Scheffersomyces amazonensis is the source of this 2224-nucleotide messenger RNA. RefSeq names its product ATP-dependent RNA helicase. The record is from RefSeq and is a predicted model, not a curated record. Gene Ontology annotation, biological process: mitochondrial large ribosomal subunit assembly. The coding region runs from base 66 to 1862 and encodes 598 amino acids. Gene Ontology annotation, molecular function: ATP binding; nucleic acid binding. Gene Ontology annotation, cellular component: mitochondrion. The transcript has a single exon. NCBI's taxonomy places the organism in Eukaryota, Fungi, Ascomycota, Pichiomycetes, Serinales, Debaryomycetaceae.
GAAUUAACUAUAACGGUAUUAUCAGUAACGACAAAAACGUAGUGAUUUAUGGUCUAUAAGUAGGUAUGUCUUUUAUAGCCAGAGGGUUGAAUAAUGUGUGCAAUUCCUUAAUAUCCGUGCGUCCUAGUGUUAUAGGAGUACGAUCUAGUACGAUCCAAACUGUACGAUAUAAACGAACUAAUUCAAAUAGUAAAGCCAAACAAUCCAAAUUUAAUAAAUCUAGUAAAUCAACUAAAUCAAAUAAAUUUACUAAAUCAACUAAAUCUUCUUCUAUACCAACAGGUCAUAAUCCAAGUUUUAAAACACAAGGAAAAUUCUCAAAACUUGAUUAUCCAUCAAAGAAAGUAUUUGAAACUUCAUCUGUUGGUCUUGAAACAAUUAAUUCAUUUAAUGAAUUAAGAAUUUUUCCUACUGUUCGUCAAGCUAUGAUUAAAGAAAUUAAAGAUCAAUAUAAUUUAAAAGAUCUGUUGAUUAAAUCAAGGGAAGAAUUAGAUAUUAAACCAACUCCUUGUCAAAUUGCAACAAUUAGAAAAAUUAAUAUUCCAAGAUUAAGUGAACGAUUUCUAGAAAAGCCAAGUGAAGAUCUUAAACCUGAAGAGCAAAUUCAACUUGAAUUCAGAAAAGAAAAUGAAUUAAAUAAAUUAAAAAUCUUUGCAUUAGCAUCUGAAACUGGUUCAGGUAAAACAUGGGCAUAUUUAGCCUCAAUAUUAAGUAAAUUAAAGGAAGAUGAUUGGGAAUUAUAUAUGAAGAAUCCUAAGAAAUAUCAUGAAUCUCAAAAUAAUAAAAUUAUUCGUGCUGUGAUUCUUGUUCCAACUUAUGAAUUAGUUCAUCAAGUAACUGAUGUCUUAAGAAGAGCUACUAGUUUUGAUUUAGAUAUUGAAGAUAUACCCAAACAAUAUAGAGAAUUUGUUGAAGAAACAACUCAGGAAGGUGAAUCACCUAAAUUACGUCUUAGAAUAUUUCAAUGGUUAAGAAGUGUUCCUCAUACUAGUGUAUAUGAAUAUCUUAGACAUGGAAAUAUAGAUGUUUUGGUUACUACCCCUGGUAAAAUUAUUGGAUUACAAAAACUUCGAAAUGAUUCAGAUCCAUUUAGAAUAUUUAGAGGUGUUAAAUAUUGUGUAAUUGAUGAAGCAGAUACUUUAUUUGAUGUUAGUUGGAUUGGUGAUACAAUUCAAACUAUAAGGCGUUUCCGAAGAUUAAAAGAUUUAGUUUUCUGUUCUGCUACUAUUCCUAAUGAAUUUAAAAAGACAUUAAUUAGUGAAUUUCCAGGAGAAGAUUCAAUUAUUGAAAUUGCUACUCCAUCUUUACAUAAAAUAUCCAGAAAUAUUAAGAUUAGUAUUAUUGAUGCUCAAAAGCCACCAUUUAAUGGAUCCAUUAUAAGAUGUCUUGCUCAAGCAUUAUAUGCUAUUAGGAAUGAUGGAACUGAAGAUGGACUUGUAAAAAGAAUUGUUGUAUUUGUUAAUAAGAAAGAACAAGUUAGUGCGGUUAAGAACUCGCUUGUUGUAAAAUAUAAAUAUAAAGAAGAAGAUAUUAUUACAAUUCAAGGUAAUACAGAAGCAGAAGAACGACAAGAAUUAAUUCAACCAUUUAUACAACCAGCAGAAAAAUUAACAGAAGAUGGUCCUAGAAUAAAAGUAUUAAUAACUACUGAUUUAUUAGGAAGAGGAAUUAAUUUUUAUAGUAUUAAAAAUGUUAUCAUGUUAGAAAUGCCAAAUAGUUCACUUGAUAUGAUUCAUAGAAUAGGAAGAACAGGAAGAAUGGGUCAAUCAGGAAGAGUACUUAUGAUUCUUGAUAAUUCAAAAGAUAUAAAAAAGUUAGUUGGAGUUCCAAAAGCGGCUCUUAAAGGUGUACCAAUAGGUUAAAUUUAAAAUUAUCAUUCAGACAAUGUCAUGUAUAAAAGGUAAGUUCAAAAUAUUAUUAACUUAUAAGUCAUAAAUAUUAACUAUGGUUUUCAUGAUGAUUCAAAAGAUUUUUUUAGACGUUAGACUUCUGAAAUACAAUUGAAGAGAACGUCUCAGAUAUCUGAUUUAAACCGUAUAGUUAAAAAAUUUAUGACUAUGAGUCAAUUAAUUUAUAACAAACAAUUGUUUACUAACAUAAUAAUAAUUCUAGGUUAAUCGAGGAAACGAUUAUAGACAUAUAGUUAAAGUUAUAGCUUGUAAAUACGGGGUUAAGCACACAUUCAUGUAAAUAUACAAUAAGUAUAUAUAUAUAUUAUGUAUUA